Coregonus sp. 'balchen' is the source of this 1015-nucleotide messenger RNA. The record is from the annotation of a GenBank genome assembly. NCBI's taxonomy places the organism in Eukaryota, Metazoa, Chordata, Actinopteri, Salmoniformes, Salmonidae.
AUGGAGUUCCUUUGGAUGAUCCUGACACUGCGCCCUGGUCAAAACCAAUCCAGCAGAUGUACUCACGAGUGGACCCCCUACGGGUAUCGUUCUCCGUGAUGAUCCAGGACUCCUUAUAACCAACUGCAGAGUACACACGCAGAGGGUGUACGUCCGCCUAGAUGCAGAGAACGUGUACCGCCAACAUAUUUCCCCUGCGGCACAUAUGAGUUGGGCCGGGGCUAACUGGACCACCCAGGCAGUUAAGCACGCUCAGCUAGACACUGCCCACAUGUUGGCCCAACUCCAAAAGUUCACAGUCACACAGUCAGAACUAGCAGAGCCCAGGUGAGAAAAAUGAUUCCUCGGGGCGCUACUCUCAAUAGGUGCAGCCGUAGGGUCACUAUUUGCUCUAGGUAGCACUGCCGUCAAAGCAGUCAGUCUAGCCACGGUCAAAAUAAAUGUUAGGGAGAUUACUGAAGAGAUGCCACUUAUCCUGCAACAGAUGCAAUCACAGGCACUCAGGUUGCAGCAUGUGGGAAGGUCUCUCCAGGACACUAUUCUGGUGGUAAACACACACGCUACUCUCCUGAACAAAACCCUCCUGUCGGUAGGCAAGCUAGUAGAGGUCAUGAACCAUGACUAUGCCCAUGUCCAAUUGUUUUUGGAGGAUUUUCUCUCUGAAGUUAGCUCUUCGAUGGACCACUUGGCCAUGAAUAGAAUCCCCUCAUAUCUAGUGUCCCUCUCAACGGUGCCCAACAUAUUGACCUCAGCUACCACAACCAUGAUAAAGCCAUUACAGUCACACCUGGCCUAUAGUCUGGGGUCUGCAAUUCCAAUACACGUUGAUGUUAAUCGAAAUUAAGUGGGAUUUUUACUGACGCUGCCAGUUGUUGAACGGGAGAAUAUCUAUAGGUUGAAAACAGUUCUAAACGUAGGAUUUUGGCGCGACGACACCCAUGUGAAAAUCAUCACACCUCCAGUCAUAGCUUAUCAGGAACACAAUCCAGAUUUCUAUCUCACCCCUAACCUGUUA